Messenger RNA from Anopheles stephensi (Asian malaria mosquito), 2808 nucleotides. RefSeq names its product probable glutamine--tRNA ligase (gene GlnRS). Gene Ontology annotation, cellular component: cytosol; aminoacyl-tRNA synthetase multienzyme complex; cytoplasm. Gene Ontology annotation, biological process: translation; glutaminyl-tRNA aminoacylation. The coding region runs from base 109 to 2424 and encodes 771 amino acids. The record is from RefSeq and is a predicted model, not a curated record. NCBI's taxonomy places the organism in Eukaryota, Metazoa, Arthropoda, Insecta, Diptera, Culicidae. Gene Ontology annotation, molecular function: glutamine-tRNA ligase activity; ATP binding. The transcript is spliced from 3 exons.
CGUUCCAGAAACGUCAAUGAUAGAAGACCGCACGACCACACUCUGUCCCACACUUCCAAUCGCUGUCACUUAUUUCAUCAUACGUGUGUGCGUACCAGGCCUGCAACUAUGGAGCAUCUUACCUCCCUUGGACUGAACGAGCAGAAGAUUAAGGAAACGCUUAAAAAUGCAACGCUUACCGCCACGAUUUCACGUGCCUUCUCGUAUCUUCCGCCGGGUGUCGAGCUGAGCUCCGCACAAAAGCCAUUAAUAUUCCAGGCUUGCUCGAAGUUAAAACCGCAGAGUGCUCAAUUUUUGGAGCUGAUUGUUAGGAAAAUCUUGGAUAACAGUCUGGACACGAGUUUGCGGGUGGACACGGCCCUCGAAUAUGUGCUUGCGAACGUCACGAAAGCCACGUUCAACGAGGCCGAUUUCGAUGCUGCGUGUGGUGUCGGCGUAGUGGUAACUCCGGAAGAAAUCGAAAAAGCAGUCGAGACAACUAUUGCAAAAUAUCGGGACGACAUUGUUGAACAGCGGUAUCGGUUCAAUGUCGGCAAAUUGCUCGUCGAACUACGAGCCGCUUUGCCGUGGGUCGACGGAAAAGCGCUGAAGAGUGAAGUUGACGUUCAGAUAUUCGAUCUUCUUGGCCCGAAAACGGUGGCAGAUGAAGAAAAGGUAGCAAAGAAACGACGUGAUCCACCGGCCGCGAGUGCUCCACAGAAGGAAGGUUCUGCGGCCGAGCCAGCAAUAAUUGGCAGUAACCGAACGGAAGGUCCUCGAACGAUGGUCGAUCUGAUGCGUAACGUAGACUUCCAUCGGCCGGGAGAGAAUUUCAAGACGGAUGGAUACGUUGUUACUCCCCAAACUGAGCGUUUGUUGAAAGAGCAUCUGCAGCGUACUGGCGGAAAAGUGCGCACACGCUUCCCACCGGAGCCCAACGGAAUUCUCCACAUCGGUCACGCCAAAGCAAUCAACAUCAACUUUGCGUACGCAACAGCAAACGAAGGAGUGUGUUUUCUUCGCUAUGACGACACUAAUCCGGAAAAGGAGGAGGAAAAGUUUGUGAAGGGCAUUCGGGACAUUGUCGAAUGGCUCGGCUACAAACCGUUCAAAGUGACCUACUCAUCCGACUACUUCCAGGAACUGUACGACUUUGCCGUACAGCUGAUAAAGCAAGAUAUGGCCUACGUGUGCCAUCAUACGGCGGAGCAAAUGAAGGGCUUUACCACGGAACCGUCGAAAUGGCGCAACCGUCCGAUUGCAGAAAGCCUCCAGCUUUUCGAAGACAUGAAGAAUGGAAAGAUAGACGAGGGCGCCGCGACACUACGCAUGAAGAUUACGCUGGAAGAGGGUAAAAUUGAUCCGGUAGCUUACAGGAUUAAAUUUGUCCCCCACCACCGAACCGGUACGAAAUGGUGCAUCUAUCCGACGUACGACUACACGCACUGUUUGUGCGAUAGUCUGGAAGACAUAACGCACUCCCUCUGCACGAAGGAGUUUCAAUCGCGACGCUCCUCCUAUUACUGGCUCUGCAACGCGCUCAACAUAUACUGCCCCGUACAGUGGGAAUAUGCGCGGCUCAACGUGAACUACACGGUCGUUUCCAAGCGCAAAAUUAACAAGCUCAUCACUGAGAACAUUGUCAACGAUUGGGAUGAUCCGAGAUUGUUCACACUUUCGGCUCUGCGGCGCAAGGGAUAUCCGGCCGAGGCGAUAAAUAAUUUCUGCGCUCAAAUGGGUCUGACCGGGGCUCAAACGUCCAUCGAUCCUGCUGCCCUCGAAGCGUCCGCCAGAGAUGUGUUGAAUGUAACAGCGCCACGCACAAUGGCCGUACUGGAGCCGCUGAAGAUUACGAUACUCAAUUAUCCGCAUGAGGGGCCAGUCCAGGUUUCGGUGGCCGAUUUUCCAAACAUGCCCGAAAAAGGGACGCACAUGGUUUGGUUCGACCGCGUGGUUUACAUUGAGCGUUCCGACUUCAUGGCAAAUGCCGAUAAAUCCUUCCGUCGCUUAACACCGGGACAGCCGGUUGGGCUGAAAUACAUUGGUUCCAUGCUGCGGGUGGAGAGCGUCGUGCGCAACUCGAGCUCGGUCGACGAGCUAGUGUGUCGGAUCGAACCGUGUACGGCAACGGAAAAGCCGAAGGCCUACAUACACUGGGUAAGCAAACCGGUGCCGGUGGAGGUACGUUUGUACGAGAGACUGUUCAUACACAAAAACCCGGAGGACAGCAAUGAUGUGCCGGGUGGAUUUUUGAGUGAUUGUGCCACGGACACGAUCCGCACGGUGUGUGGAUACGUCGAUGCCCACGUGAGCAGCAGUAAAGUGUACGACAAGUACCAGUUUGAACGCAUUGGCUAUUUCUCCGUUGAUCCGGACAGUAGAAACGAUCAACUAGUUUUCAAUCGUACCGUCACGCUAAAAGAGGAUACGGGCAAAACGAACUAGUUAGUUUGGCGGAUUCAUUCGGUGUGCUGUUGUUAUUCUUUUUACACUGUCACGAUAAGCCAGAAUACAUUUGCCAUGCGAUGUUUAUAGAAUAUGUCACGUUAAUUUAUGAAUAAACUGCAUGGUUUUCAUUAAUGAUGGGCAACCUAUAUGUUAUUUGUGAUGGCUUUUGUGGAAUUUCUUCGAGAGUCGUAAGGAGGUGUUAAGGUCGAGCCGAUUUUGUCCACUGAGCCUGCUUCUUGUAUUCUCCUUUGUUAUUAUUAUUAUUAUUAUAAUUUAUUUCAACGGACCGCAUGAGGCCCUCUUGAAGCGGGAUUAAACAUAAAAUUACAAAAUGCACAUUACAUGAAUCAACGCGCGGACAAAAUAAAUUAACGAAGAGUG